This is a messenger RNA of Striga hermonthica, 1014 nucleotides long. The record is from the annotation of a GenBank genome assembly. NCBI's taxonomy places the organism in Eukaryota, Viridiplantae, Streptophyta, Magnoliopsida, Lamiales, Orobanchaceae.
AUGAGAUGCGAGUACGGUGACUCGCCGUCGUGUCCGACGGACUGCGGCGGAGGCGUAGAGGAGGAGCUAGUAAUGAGCGAGGUUCACCUGGGGUGCCCUCCGAACCACGCUGGGCCCCACAUCUCCCGUUUCACAAUCUCAUCACCACCUCGAGAUGAACAAAUUGAAGUUAAUUCAGAUUCAGUGAGAACAAAAGCAUGUGAAGUGGAUGAAGAUGGUGACUUGAUUCUGCCCAGGAAGCGUAAUCCUCCAAAAGAUUCUUUUGUUAUCAGCAUCCAACAUAAUAUCACCUCAUCCAUUCCCAGAGUUGGUCUCCAGAGCAGAACUAGUCCUAGGCUCCUAGCUGAUUUUGUGCUUCAUGUGAUGAGUAAAUCAACAAAUUUUGAUGGGAUUGUUGCUACAGAACUCGGCGCAGGUACUGGGUUGGUUGGCAUGUUACUUGCACGUGCUGCUAAUACUGUAUUCGUAACUGACCAUGGUGAUGAAAUACUCGAAAACUGUGCCAAGAAUUGCAAUCUCAAUGCUGGGAUUUUCCACAAAAAGGCUUCUAUAUAUAUACGUGAACUUGAUUGGACGAGUCCAUGGCCACCCGAGAUAGUUGCGAAUUCUCCAUCUCAGCAAAAAUAUGGUUGGAGCAUGGCAGAGGUUGAAGAGCUCCAGAGAGCUACUGUUCUCCUUGCUGCUGAUGUCAUAUACUGUGACGAAUUAACCGAUGCAUUCUUCAGCUUAUUAGAAGCAGUUAUGUCUAGUGGUGUCGAGAAGGUUCUAUACGCAGCUUUAGAAAAGCGGUACAACUUCACCAUUGAUGACCUUGAUGUUGUAGCCAAUGGUUAUUCACACUUCCGAAGUUAUCUUAGAACCGAGGAAGAUGAGAACGGCUUUGAAACUGAAAAUUCACCGAGCUUUUUGGGUAAGCUCAUGAAUCUUGACGAGAUACCUCAGUACGUGAGGGAGUAUAACCGAGGUGAGGAUGUUGAGUUAUGGCAAAUCAGAUAUGCGAAGCCGAAAUGCUAA